Messenger RNA from Triticum turgidum subsp. durum (durum wheat), 660 nucleotides. Lineage: Eukaryota; Viridiplantae; Streptophyta; Magnoliopsida; Poales; Poaceae. The record is from the annotation of a GenBank genome assembly.
AUGAUGAUGAAGGUUAGCCCAAGGGUCAGCGUUCACGUUUGCUUGUGCAACACUAGACAUGGGAAGGAGUGCCCCCAUUACAAUAAUAGAGGGGACAGCGCCACAGCCGAUUCACCAGAGAAAAUGAAGCCGGAGCAGGUCACCCACAACAAGAUGACGACGGCGACGUCCUCGCCGUCCCCUGUCGCCGGCCUGCGGGGCGUGGUGAGCUCCCUCGUCGCCUUCUUCAUCGUCGUCAGCAUCGUCUCCCUGCUGUUCGACCACGGCCACGAGUCGCAGGUGCAGCUGGCAGUGCAGCACCAGCACCAGGAGGUGAAGAUGGCCGCGGUUGGGUGCCACGAGGCGCAGGUGCAGUGGACGGACGAGCUCAUGGGCAAGGCCGUGAGGGGCUCCGGCAAGGAGUGCAACUGGUCCGUGGGGCGGUGGGUGUACGACAACGCCUCCCAGCCGCUCUACUCUGGCCUCAACUGCUCCUUCAUCUUCGACGAGGUCGCCUGCGAGAAGUAUGGCCGGAACGACACCAGGUACCAGUAUUGGAGAUGGCAGCCCGAUGGAUGUGAUCUUCCAAGGUAUGUCUGGCUUUGUUACAUCCACCACCAGCUCGGUUUUGCUCAUUCAUGCCAACAACCAAAAAAAUGCAGCAUGCCUGAAACUAUAUAG